CUAACACUAAUAUCAGGCAAAAUUCUGGAUUCGAAUAUUCAUUCUGGGAUGGCUACAACUAUACUAGGGCUCGAAAAAUAGAUUAUUGCAAUGAAUUUUGCAUGCGCCCUCCAGUCUGGGUUUUACCAGUACCCGGGUAUCACAAACAAUGAACAUCCAUCAUUCGGUGGUACCCCAUUGGCAAUGCUUGCCGCACAGUGCAAUAAACUCCAAGACAAAUCCCCUAUGGCCCAUGACCCGUCAGUCGGCAAGGGGUUCCACCCCUGGAAGAAAUCUGGCCCGUCCGCCACGACACCUACCGGCCUACCCUUGGCAUCACAGCGAGUACCCGGAUUGAGCACAACAAUAUCAUCUGCCUCGUUACCGUACCCAAAUACCAGUGUGACGUCAUCAUGUGCCUCACCUUACAAGGGUGAUAUAUUCUACCCUACAUCAUCAGCGAAUUCUCACGUCCAAACGGAUUCUAUAAUUCAAAAAGUCCAUGGUGACUCUGGACUCGGAAACGGAGGAUUCGGGAGUGUUUACUCACGCGUUGCCGGGGUAACCGGUCACCCGUAUGAAUCAUGGCCGUUCAACGUGCCCACGGCGUCCCACAGCAUAAAGACGGAGGCCCCAGGGGUCAAUUCCGCCCAGUCCUGGUGGGAUAUGCACUCAAAUCAUUCAAAUUGGUUCGCCGAUGUUUCAAACGCUGCAAGUGGACUGCAUUCACAAAUCUCAGCCAAUUACCCUAGUUCGGACUAUGCGCUUGGCGCGCUGGGAUCUAAUGGUUCCCCGUUCCUUUCAUCAAGCCAACAUCUCCUACAGGACACUUACAAAUCCAUGUUACCGUCUCAGAACGACUUGAGCUCGACGGCGGUGUCUAACCCCUUCCUGCCACGUCCCGGACUCCCCUCUUUACCGAGCCCACGAUCCCAGCGGCGCUACACCGGCCGGGCGACCUGUGACUGUCCGAACUGUCAAGAGGCCGAGAGACUCGGCCCGGCUGGGGCACAUCUCAAGCGAAAGAACAUUCACAGCUGCCAUAUUCCGGGUUGUGGAAAGGUUUACAACAAAACUUCACAUCUCAAAGCACAUUUGCGCUGGCAUACUGGGGAACGUCCAUUCGUCUGCAACUGGCUGUUCUGCGGGAAGCGGUUCACCCGGUCAGAUGAACUCCAGCGUCACCUACGGACCCAUACAGGUGAGAAGAGAUUCGCCUGCCCUGUGUGCAAUAAGAGGUUCAUGAGGAGUGACCAUUUGAGUAAACACGUCAAGACCCACAAUGGUGGCAAGAAGAGUGGAAGUAGUAGUGACUCUGAGUGCAGUCAAGGUGACGAUGGAUGCUCUCCCCCGAACACCCCUAUUAACCCAACAUCUCCCCUUAAUCAUCAUCAGGGUCUAAAACAAGAUGUGGACGUGAAGCACAUUCAGAGAGAAUGAACCGCAACCAAAUGUAGCAUAAGUCGUUAAACCUGGAAAAUAACUACCUGUUACAUCAUGUUGCACUGAAAUCUGGCAACAUACCAAAUUGUUCAAAAUGGCUGCCAUAUUUGCUUAAUACGUAUGUCAUCAUUGUGCUUUUCUGAUUUUAAACCGAUUACAUGAGGUCAUUUGCAUGUAAGUUGUACGAAUUUCAACAUUGCUGCUAUGUUGCCGACAAGGCCAGUGACAUAAUAUUACCCCUUAACGACAAGGAUAAUGAUGUAAUAUGUGGUAGAUUCAUCUCGUGAUGUAGCAAUUGUUGGAUUACCCGAUGUGGCGCUGUUAAAGAUCGUGCAUUUGGAACUGACAAUCUGGUUAAGGAAAAACAGGAUGAAAGUAACAAUGCUCGCAAAGAUGAGGAUUUUUGUGUUUAUUUUUGUUUAUUCUCAACAUACAAUCAUUUGGGUUACGGAACGGGGUCUCUAAAGGCAAAAUGGCUAAAAAUGUUGGACGUUGUGUUUUCUAUAUUGUACUACCCACACACUCCGAUAUGCAGACUUUCCGGUUGUUAUUUUGUUAUUAAAACAAACAAAACAUUACGUUGCUUAGCAACGAAGAUUUUCGUAGCAACCGGUUGCCAAGGUGGCCUAGUAUUCACUCUCGUGCCGACAUUUUAUGCACAAGCAAUGGGUCAGAUCUGGAAUAUUGUAAAUAUUUUCUUCCAUACCAAAAGAAGAGUCCUUCUAUAUUUCUAUAUAUAGAUUAAGGUUAAUAUAUGUUUCCAUAGUGAUGUGCUAUUAUGGCGAAAGAGGACGUCAUAUGUCAUCACCAUGGUAACGUAGAAAGCACACGACCGGUAAAAUAUAUUUGUUGGUAAAAUUAGGUGCUCUUUUAUUCAAAUGACCAGUUCAUCAAUUAUUCUAACUGUUAAUUUACUCAUAUUUACGACCAAAUUUAGUUUUAUCGUUCAAGUCUUACAUUUAAAGUGUUACUUAAAGUUUACACUACAGUGAGCUUGCUUUAUUUCCUUGCGGUUAAAAUUGCAUUGUUCUGAUGGUUAGUUUUGCCAUGUAGAUAUUCUCCAGCAGUCACUAUGAUAAGGACAACAAUAUGUUGUAAAGUCUUAUAAAUCCCCUAAAAGCAUUAGACCCCCCCCCCUUCCGCCAACUCCGAAACGGCGGUCUUGACAUUUCACAUUUUGGGUGAUGGUUUGUGGCCAGUGCACACUGAUGUAGAAUGACCUCAGUGAAGGGGAACAUACUACUGCAUGGUCAUGUGCUUAAUCGUGUAAUCGAAUCAUUGCAUUACAUGUGCAUCUGGGAGCAGACUUUUUGAAAUACGUCGCUGAAACGUUUCACAGUGAUUUUUAUCUUCAAAAGCUGUCUGCCUCCCCCUCCUCCGCUGAGCUGUUUUCUGAAUGUACAGAGACACGAUCCCUAGUUCGUCGCUGCAUCCACUUCAAAUACAUUCAAUGUACAUAUGUUUGCUUCUUUCUGCAUGGCACAACUUGAUCCAUUUCUAUAAAGCAUAAGCCUUAGCGCGUUGCUCUCCAGAUUGGCUCGUUCUGACAUCAUCACUUUAGAAUUCUUUAGAAGAUUUUUGUUGGGCUGAAUUUCCUCUCUCUCGGUCUAUCUCAAAAUCAGUAUGUAAAUAUCUCACUUUUGAUUUGGACAUUUUAAUAUGCAUCAAAAUGUACGGUAGCCCUUGUUCACUACGACCUAAUAUACUAGUAUUUUGGUUGAAUAACACGCAGCUUGCGAAAAGUGUUGACGUUUCACAUCGGAAGAAGUGUCGUCAAAAAUAGUGGCGUUACUAUUAGAAAGGUACUUAUGUACAGUGUAGUAACGUUUUACCAAAAGUUUUUUGUAUGUACACUCCCUGAACGUAUGUCCCUCAGCAUAUUUUUGGUGAAUUUCGAAAUAUUGAUAAGAUGAAUGUUAUUUCCUUACAACUUGUAUAAUUAGCAGGGGUGAGCAACUUUAAAGUCAUGCUCGUUUGGCACAAUUGUUUAGGUAGCACAAUCUGAGAGUACUUCCAACGUACAUGAUUGUAUACAACAUUUUUGUCAGAGUAUCUACCACUUAUGGAUGUUAUUUUGACAGUUAAGGGAGAUUAUUUGCAACAAUUCCUUCUUGUGAAAACAUAGUUUGAACCAACUGUAAAAUGUCCGCAAUUGGCACCUUCCGCAUCAGCCACAUCAGAAACAUACAAGUCAGCUGUAAUAUACGUGUGCUCAUUUCUACGUAGUUUAAUUGCUGAAGUGCGUUAAAGUUUUGAAAGCCUACUUCUAAAAAUAAGGGCAUGGGUAAAAGGGUCAGUCAUGGAAAGUCAGUUCUGUUGUCCAAUCUUGUUCGCUCAGCAGCUUUGUUGAAGUUAAUAGGCUAUUACAUGUUAAUAUAUAAGCACUAAGUUUAGCAGCAAUAUCUCCACCCAAAUAUCCUCCAUGGUCAGUUGGAAAGAAGUACAUGCAGUAUGUUAAAUGUCGUAACGUGCAAUGAAAAAUAAAGUAUUGCGGUUUUCACACAAGGCUGAAACAAAGGUUACUAGUUGUACAUAAAAGCAGGUGCACCCUAAGUUCGUCACAAUUUUCUGGCGCAAGUAGCCAUUUUGACGCAUCAAAUGAUUUGCGUUUUGCUGACAGUUGGAAUAGGAAUCCUUAUCCUCCUGGGAUUGUUGUCCUGUCCUAUUGUUCUAUGUCGCGUUACGGUGCACGGCGGUGACAGCACACUUAGACCAACACCACGCCUAAUAUGUGUUGACUCUCUUGACAAUUGAAGAUGCAAAGAUAUUUUGUUCUCUGUUCUUUUUCUGUUGUUUUUUUUCUAGUUUGAGCAAGCUAGCCAAGGAAGGUUGUCAAGUGCCAUUUUUCCAUUUAGGCAUUUUAACCAUUAUCGUAUAUCUUCAUUAGCGUACGACACAUAGAGGAGGAAAGCGGUCAUACACACAUGUUGUUUUAAAUUGUCCCCAAAAAUAACACUUGGCCACCUUCUUUGCUAGUCAUCAUCAAUUUCUCCUUCGAACAGGAUUCCAUUUCAUACACUUCACUGCCCCGAAAUGCAAUUUUACUAUGUGCACAUAACGCAUUGGUCGAUUUAGGGUGCUCGCUGAAUGGCUUUGGAAUACAUCUCCGUACUUUGAACAUUACCGGGUAAAAAACUGUGAAUGCUUUUAUAUAUCUUGUGAACAUAAUUAUUUGUCAAAAAUGUAUACAUAUCUUGCUGAGAAAACCUGCCUAUUUCAGAUACAUACGAUCAAUCACUUUUAUCAACUUAUCCAACUGCAGAAUGUAAGUCUUCAGUUGUUAUGUAAUUAGUCGUGUUAAUUAAUGGUUCUCUAGUGACUUUAGAUAAAGAAUAUUUUAUCGUGGAUAAACUUAUUCGGAUCGUGGUUGUCAACUAGGUUUUAUUUGGCUGUAAACUGACUUGUUCAAUAUUUAACAUUUUGUUUGACUAUGGUCUCUUCUAAUUUUGAUCUAGACUGGUCCAGUUAGGAAUUUUUAUAAAGUUAGGAACUGUGUACCAAUCUACACUCGUUGAUCUUAAAACCAGUACAUGAAUGUGUUAUUUACAUUAGAAGAUCUGCAAAUAACGUAACACGGCGCCAUUUGCUUUUUGCUGAUGACGCCAUCAGUUUUUUAAGCUGAAUUAAUUGUUUACAAUAAUUGUGAUUUUGUGACUCUAACUAGACGCCAAGGACGUUGCUUUUCAUCUGUAAUAUGAGGAACAAGUAUUACAUCACUCAUAGUAACUCAUAAAUAUGAUUACUAAUUUUUUUUUUGUGUAUUUAGCGUUUUUUUAACCUUACAUACUGAGUGAUGUCGCUGAUGUAUUCAGAGAGGCGUUUCUUGAGCCGCCUCAAGCAAAAAUAAUCAGAAGAAAAAAUAUCUUCAUCAGUGUUGAACAAAGCGGGAGCCAGAGAAGUUCAUUUCAUGAAACGAGAAUAUGAUAACAUCAGAGACAAACAUAAUCAUUCCCCUGUUCAUUUUUCACCACUUAUGACUGGCGACAGUAACUCUAUAACCCGUCAUGACAUCCUCAAUAGUUAGAUUGAAACAUCCCCUACGGCGAGGGAGGGGACGUAUAAAACUGAGGAGAUUGAAAAAUCAUAUAGAUAUCAGUAUCUAUUAAUAGAAUAAUGCGUGUUUAGCUAAAAUUGAUCAGGUACAUGUAACCGGCAAACUGGUAAGCUUCCUGCCGUUAUCUCCUUAAAUUUAUAAACAUCUAACGUAACCAAGUCUGUCUAUACUCACUAACGCCGUGACCUCUCUUUAUUUUCCUGACUUCUGAUAUCAAUCAUGACGUUGCGGAUCAACUAUUCCUUAUUUUCAAGAGGGUUGAUGUGAUGAUAAUGUUUUCAAAAUCAAAUUUUACCGAUGCUGGGUGCGGUCAAUUUGGUAAGUCUUGCGUGCCUACAGGCAUAUCUCUUAAACAUGUUAAAAGCGUUAUCGAAAAUAUAUUAGAUUCUAUUGAACUCGAGCUGUUAGCUAUUUCUGCACAACAUUUUGCAUAAUACUUUGCACAAUAUUUAUACUUUAAUGUCGCUGUAAUUGCUGGAAGUAAAAGGUCUGAUAGAUGGUGUCAUUUAGAACCCUGGAUUCGCCAUCCUGCACAAUUCCGCCACCAGGGUAGAUUGCAUUUUGUGUGGUCAGGUGGAAACGCGUGUUGUUACGAGAUUGCACGUUAUAGACGAGAUCACAUGAAUUUGUACUGAAUAUCUUCCAUAGAUGCUGUUAAUUCGACUCUAAGGCUAGGCUUAUGUAGAGUUGACGUUAUCAAGUGUAACGCACCACUCCAAGAAAAAAAACAAGUCAUUUCCAAACAGCAAGCAACAUAGGAUUCACGAUGUCACUUUUCACCCGCAUAUCAAGCCUGGGCCAAUGAACUGUUAUGAUCGUGACAAGAGACGCGUGACACGUGACAGAUGAUAACGUGAAUCGGUGUCACGGUGUCACGUGUGUAGUUGCUCCUCAUGUUUGAAUUUUUCCAUGUACAGUGGACAUUUGGCUUUAUUCUUAAAUAUCGAUGGCAAAUUAGCGUGUAAAUGGGGAUUAUGUUGAAUUAAUAUAACUUGAAAUCGACAUUGGUAGCGUCAUUAACAUUGGUAGGAUUACGUGUCUCAUGUCACAUCUCACGGGCAUUUUUGUUAAACGCUUACGUGUUUGCUUGAAAUUAUUACAUGGAAUGACAUGACGCUGAAAAAUGACAUUGUGACUUCUAGGUUGUCUCCUCUUUGGAAAUUUCUUGUUUUUUCAUUGUGCCAAGCAUCAAAUGCAAAAAGGGAAACGCUACAUAUGGAUGAAAACGUGAAUUCUAUGUAAAUCCGGUCUUAAAGCCUUUACCAGACAAUACCAUAAAAACGAGUUUAAAAUAUUUCUGUUUUAAUAAAUUAUAUUUUCAGUGUAAUCAUGAAUUAUGGAAUUCGAAAACCCCUUGCUGCAGCACGAUACCGCAUAAUUCAUAUUUACAUCGAAAAAAUGUCUGCUAUACAAAGUGCAGGUAUGAUUUCCAUGCAAAAAGCCAUUUCGAAAUCUAAUUUUGAAUUCAUAUAUGACUAUUGUGUAUACAUGUACGUAUAAGUGCUGAUCUUCUGUUAUGAAGAAAAAUUAAAUCCCCUCUCAACAUAAAAUGGAAUCAGGUUCAAAUGAUUUUCGACGCCAUUUUGUGCAUCUUUCAACAUCCAAGGCAUCACUUUCACCUUCCAAACGGAAGUCACGUGAUGCUUUCAUUUAUUGACGAUCAGAACCCGUUUUGAAUUCGACCAAUGAACAAGCUGCUGUGUUAUAAAUGAACCCAACUCUUAAAGCCAACAACCGGUCUUAUCAUGAAGUAUGUACAUACAAAUAUUUUUACUAGAACUUCCAGUAAACAUUGGGCGAUCUUUUUUUUUUCUGAGCAAACAACGUGUAAAGUAUUUUUCGUGAUUGAAACUAGAACCAAGGUGGUGAUGAAAGUGACUUCACCACAAUUAUUGAAUUGGCCAAAAGGAAUCAUUACAAGACAAUGCAUACACCUCGAAUCAAUCAUACUUUUUUGAUGGGCUAAUUGUCCUCUUCAGGAGAAAGGUAGUGUCAACGAUAAACUUUUUCAUACAGACUGAGACGCAUGAUUGUGAUAGUAGGGUACUUGAAGACAAAUGUAACAAUAUAUCGUCUUUUAUCAUGUGUCAAUUACAUUUUUUACUUUGGUCAACGUUUACAUCUGAGCUCGUUCUUGUAUGCCCAGGUCGAAAUUCCACAUAUGAUUCUCAGUUAAGAUCGUACUAGUAUUCUAUAUAGACUAUACUUGGAACAAUCGUAACACGAUUAUUGUGAGAUUCCCAGUUGAGUUCAUUACGGAGUCUUACAAGAUUCCUGUGAAGAAUGUGGUAGUCUACUUACUAUGUAAAAUGAUCUGAAUAAGAUCUCAGUUAUAUAGGGUUCACGUUGUUAAUUGUCAUGAUUCACUUUUCACGACUUAACUGAUGAGGCAUGGAAACACGACGUGAGGGUGAAAUGUGACCUCGUGAAUCGUAUGUUGCCCGCUCUUUGGAAAUGACUUGUUAGUUCUUCAUGUCACGCAUGAAAAGUGGACAGUGACGCGUUACAUGUGAAAACGUGAACCCUAUAUAAUCGCAGCCUAAGAAUCAGAUCUGGAUUUUUGUCCGGGCUCGGCCAAUCUGAUUCCGUAAGAUUUAAUUUCCUUGGUUCUGGUUUGACUGGAAAUGCUCAACUAUCUUCCUGUUCCAGCACAAUUUACAUUCCUAGACCUAGUAAGAGUCUGGUAACAUCACACUGUUGUCGCAUUUCACUUCGCUUUGGUGUUUCUUGGUAAAAAUAUUUAAGCAAUUAUGGUACAUUACAUGCAUUUUUAAACUUUCUGUGUUACAUUCAUUUUUAAUUUCUCGCCAAUGCCAACUUUGAUAUCGAUAUGUGUCUGAAUUUAAAUUUCACAGCUGUUAUGUAAUGGUAUUAGGUGUAUUUCAUGUAUGGCCAAAUAAGUGAAAACCAGAAAGCCGAAGCUCUCUCCGCCGUUGAAAUCUAAGCGCCUCACAUUGUACACUGUAGCUGUACAAUCCGCCUCACUGGUCGUACGGCGGUUAUACAUUCGCCAAGCGAUGUCAACAAUUUUUAUUUCAACAUUUCGUCACAGGUGUGUGGAGAUACCAAAAUCAAAGAUCGAUCAGCCCACUUUAGAACCUACACACAGUCACAAUAUGAAUUGUGGCAUGAAAGCCUGAUGCGUGUAUUGUUUUGUAUCGUGUGUGUAGUACUUCGAUCGCAGUGAAUCAGGUGUAUGCCUGUGGUUACUCCAAGAUUCUUGGAGUAGAACUUUGGUAAUGGAGGCGUGUUUGGCAGUCACAGAGCAACGUCAUCAGUAAACGUAUAUAUUUCCGGCGCUGCGCGGGAGCCUUACUUGGCGGUUAUGCAUGACUGUAAAAGUGUUAAUAAUAAUUUCUUCAUUUGUUCAGGUCAACUUAUAAUUUUUGUGAAAAGGGUGAUGGAUGUUCAUGUACUAAGUAUUCCAGCUUCUUACAAUGUUGAAACAGUGAUUUUCUACACCGGUAAAAAUUUCUCCAAAAAGUUCCGAACUCCAUCGGUUUAUAUCCAGACCCGUGUGCUACAUGUCUCGUUUUUCUUUCGCCAAACUAACUUUUAAACUGUCUAAAGGUCAACUCGAUUGGCGAAAAUAAACAUCGUUAAAAAAUAGUUUUGAUUGGAAAGACCAAAAGGAAUUUCUUAAUCUGCCAAAAUAUAAAUAAUUUUUGUGAAUUUUUACAAAUCGCAAAAGUAAUCGGUCUUGAAGAUGGUGGCUUACCGCACAUACUUUUUGCGGUUAUAAUUUACAAGCGGUAAUUACAAAUAAGACUUCCAGUAUGAGUGCAACAAUGCUUACAACACUAUUAUUGACAAAUUACUGUCAACUGUUUGCAAAUUCUCGAGGUUGUUUCAUCUUUCGCAGAUUUUGCUCAUGACUUUAAUUCGCGAUAAUGAAAAUCGCGAAUACUAUUUUUUGCAUAAAACUUUUCGCUAAUCGUUAAAAUUAACGUAGAUCGUCAUUGUUUAUACACUAGUUGAGGCUCGGUCCUUCCGUAUCUGGUGCAGGUGACAAGCCUGAAAAUACGUAUGAAUCCGUAAACAUUACCGUCGAGCAGUAUAAAAUUACACGAUAGGAACUUGCCAUGUACCGGUACCAAGCGAUAAUAGCGAGUUUCAGCAAAGAAAAAAAUCUCUCCCGUAUGACUUAUCCGUAUCGAUUUUACGUAUGAUGUAAUGUAAUUUAUGUGGCGGUCAUACGUAAAACCGAUACGGAUACGUCAUGCGAGCGUGAAAUUCACCCCUGCUGAAACUCCCUAAUGCUAAACGAUAUGUUUCGUCAAAUGGAAAAGAUGAUAAGUCGCUUUUAGGCUUUUUUAUGAAUGUUUGAUGAAAAAGUGAAAACGUAUUGAACAGUGACAGUUAAUGCACAUCUUGACCAUAAUGGUUUUUGCUGACCAGUGCAUUUAUUUCUUGUAGUUCCAUUUCAUAACGAUGCGGAAUUAGCAUCUAAAUUUUAGAAAAAAACACCAAAUCGGUUUUUCCUCAGAAAUGUGGCUCGCAGCUUUUUCUUUUUGACGCUAGCAAUACGGGUUCAAGAAAAAAUACCUCGCUUAUACCGCGAUACGUCGAGCCAGAUAUAUGCAUAUAUUUAUCAGAAGUGCUCGGACUCCAACGAAAAGGCAGUGAAUGAUAACAACAUUAAUAUUUCGCAAUGGCAAUGCCCGAACAGGGUGUUCAAAAAUAUAUAAAAUUGUGCUUCUGUGUUGUACCAAAAAGAUGCAGAAUUGAGGGUAAUUUAUCACAAAUUUUGUAAUCCAUGCCAAGCGGUUGUCUCUUCAACUAUAAGUCAGGUUUCCCUAGCCUUACGAAGAUUUACAUAUACAUGUACAUGUUUCGACUACAGGAUCAGUGAGUAAACAGGGGUCUUGUCUGGUUCUACAAAGUCAAGUCACAUCAACUCUAUGAAGCAAAUUAACCAUAAUGACAUUAGGAACAUUCUGUCAGCCUAGUUUGGGUGGAGGUCAACUUACAGGUUCGCAUUUUUAACUACAAAAAUAAGAAAUCGGCCCAGUAGUUUGUGCCCCAGAGCGAAAUUGUAUUGCGUAUGGACACUUUCCUGAAUAUGACAUAACAUUGUAUUAUUAUAUUUUCUUCCACUCUAUCAGUUCGCUGCAACUAAGAAUCACUUGUCUAAGCCGGAUUUAAACUGAGAACGGAUGGACAUGAGUUUCAAAGCUGUGAUUGUCUACAUUAGGAAAACACCAUGUAUAAAGUCCCCAUACCCUGACCAGAUAAAAGCGCUGCCGGGUGUAGAAAAUUGAAAUGUCCUUGGAUAGAAUGUCCGACUAUUUUGCGCUUUAAUCUUUGAGAGCUUUUGACGGUAAUGGCCUCGGUAGAACCAAAUACCAUAAUCCGUCAGAAUACAAUUAAAGUGCCGGACACGUUUUCAAGGGGGACAUUUUCUACUUCUUCACCGGGUUGGCUUGUGAAUGCUCUCAUUCCCUUUCUCUCCAUCAUCCUUACACUCACAUUAAGAUUGGGAACCUAUUCGUAAUAUAAAUUAGCUAAUUGAAAUAAAAUGAAGACUGGGACAUUCUUGAUUCACUAGCUCGUGUCACAUGUUUAGUCAUACUGAAUUUCCAGCGACUUGACGCUCGUUGUCUCGAACCUGACCAAGGUCAGUACAUUGAGGUUUAGUCCGAAUACAUUGAGUCUCUGAGUGUGAGGCAUCGAAGGAUUUGUUUCAGUCCUAAAAGGACUUUCAAAGGUGUUUCCUUUUUCGUCGAAUUUGCCAUUUCCAUUAACGGAUCCGUCUCAGGCCAGUUUGCUGAAUACUUAUUGCCAUGUCGUUUCUCAAGAACAUGUAUACUAUCAAGAACGUACAAAUAGUGAAAGCUGAGCUAUUUGUGGCUUUGCGGCAUGAUACCAUGCAUAAUAUUGUGCUUACCAGCAGAAUGUCAACGAGUAACUUAAAGGUAGCGCUUUUGGGCCAUUAACCGUUGUGUAUAGCAUAGAAAUUGCGGGACUUAUGUGAUGACUUUUGGAUUCAAAAUUGAAUCUGACCUUUUAACCACUGCAGUAUCGACUUGGAAAUUAUUAUCGUGUUCAAAACACCACGUCUAUUUACCAGUACAAUAUUUGUAGCUUCCAGUCAUCAAUCGUUCCUCAACGUGGCUGUAUAUUUCUAUUUAUCUCCUAUUAUGGUUAUCCCGUUCUUAAAGGGACGCUGCAUAUUGUUAUGAUGAUCCGUAAAACGAUGUAAAAUGGUAAAUGCUUUGCAAUCUCAAUGGAUUUCUGCAUAAGUUGGAUAUGAAAUUAACUCCAUUUUGAGUCAAAUAGCAACACUUUUUCGACAACUUGUUGGGAGUUUGAAGUAGGCAGGGAGAUUUCUUUUCAGGCCACCCAGUGUGGAAUGAUAUUACACCAUCUGGUUUUGCGACACAAAAAUACUUCAGCGCCAAAUUGUAAAGAAUAAGAUUCCGUGAAAUGUUCGCCUUAUUUCAUCAUGACUUGUUGUUAUUCGUCACCAUCUCGAUCAGAUAUCAACAUGUAUUUUUUUUAUAUUGUUAUCUUUUUUUUGAUUGGACAACAACGUUUCCAUCUGCAGUAUAAACCAGUUAGGAAACCAAAACUUAACUUAUCUUCGGCUCUUUACUGCCGCUCUGUGUAUAUUCCGUAUGUAAAUUUUGUGUAUGACGUUCCCAUGUCUGUGUACACACAUUUGAUGACGUAUAAUGUUUCUGCGGAGUCGUUGACUCCAAAUAAACGAUUUGUAUCAUAUCUCGUUGUAAAGCUGUAUAAAAUAGAUGCAUAAGUAUAAUCAACUCCUGGGAUCGUCAA
Lineus longissimus is the source of this 12256-nucleotide messenger RNA. Its product is annotated as transcription factor Sp9-like. The record is from RefSeq and is a predicted model, not a curated record. Lineage: Eukaryota; Metazoa; Nemertea; Pilidiophora; Heteronemertea; Lineidae. The transcript has 3 exons. Gene Ontology annotation, biological process: regulation of transcription by RNA polymerase II. Bases 91 to 1419 code for a protein of 442 amino acids. Gene Ontology annotation, molecular function: DNA-binding transcription factor activity, RNA polymerase II-specific; RNA polymerase II cis-regulatory region sequence-specific DNA binding.